AAGGAUUGUCUCUGGAAAAAUUUCUGAAUGACAAUGUUCACUUGGUUUAUCAUUUAUGGCAAUUCAGCACUCCAUGUUGUUCGUGUCCGUAUCGUUUUCAGUUACCAUCGAGGCAAGUUAUUAACGACAAACAUUUAAAAAUGAUGUUUGCUGGUUGUUCCUUACCUCCUACUUGCCGAAAACGAAAAUACAUGGGAAAUACUAAUUGCAUUUGUCCCAUGUCUGCAAAACAGGGCAUCCGUGAAAAUGACCUUCACCCUGAGCUCCAACAAAAGCUACUUGGAUAUAUGGUUUCAGCAAGAAAAUCAGUAGAAACAUUAAUAGAAAUCCGACACAACACUUAUGGCCACAUACAAAACACAAGAAUAUCAAAUGAAGACUACAAAAAGAUCAGGAUUAACACUGAAAAAGCGUUACUUGAUAUAGGACAGUUUUGUGGCAAGAAAUCACAAGUGAAAGCGGCAAUAAAUGAUGUACAGCAGAAACCUCUAGAUCAUGGUUUGAUGUUAAAGUACACCAGCGUUUUGUCGGAAAGUAUUGAGGCUAAAUCGUAUUUCAAAGAACUAGAAGCUAAACAACGGCAACUCGAAGACAACAUCCAAAAGAAUAAAGAAGACAACACAAGAGCAUUAAACGCUUUUUCUGAUAAACUAGAAAAAAACAUGGGUCCCCAUCAUUUUCAAGAAUGCGGAUCAAAAUAUGAAACAGAUGUUCAAUGUAUUUCAAAAAAGAAUUCUCCAGAACAAAGAUUUAUAAGAUGUGCCAUGGUUGCUGUUCAGGAAAUUCCAAAUAUAAUGCAGGAAAUAAUGAAGCAAUCUGCUAUGCCACCAGCAACAUUGUAUAAAAUGAUACAAAAUAAUGAACCGUUUAAAAAAGUAAUGCCCACAACAGAACAGAAUGCAUAUGGAUUACAAAGUCUUUUGAAAGAUGGAUACACAAAACUGCAUGUAACAUUAAUAUUUAAUAUUGUAAGGCAUUACAGUAAUAUGUUUAUACCCAUACCAAAGCAAGGAUGGGAUAAAGACCCUAACCAUGACGACUGUGACAUUGGAGAUGAUACACAGCGAAUGCGGAAAAUGAUAAACAAAAUAAGGACUACACCUUCCAAAACAUUGAGUAAAGGGGAGUUCAAAGAGUUUUUCACACACAUUUAUGCUAUAAGUGCUCGAAUAGAUGAAUAUUUUCAUAAUCUAAAUUCCUGUGUCACUUCAUUCCAAAAAAAUAUUUACGAUUUGUUACUCUGUCCUAUUGACAAGGAAAUGAAGGAAAAGGCCUUGGAAGAAACAAUUUGUUUGAAAGAUUAUUUUGUCAUUAAGUCUGGAGAAAAGGAAGUAAGUGUAUUUCGUGGGGAGUCACUGCAGAAUUAUUUUCAACGAAUGGCUGAUUGUGAUGCCAAUACAAUAGCUCCAAUAACCAUGCGCUUUCCGGGAAUAAAAGGAGAUCCAGAAAUUGCUACUUUAGUCAAUACCUUACAAGACCAGAUAAAUGAUAGAUCUCUCCCAAUCAAACUAGAUGGAGCGGCGGUUGGCAGUUUGAUUCUUUUUCUACGUGUAGAGAACAAUGUCUUUAAAAGUGACAUAGAGACAAGAGAAGUCAUAUCAAGUUUUAUAGACCAUUUCAUCAAAGUGACAAAUUUGCAGCAAUGGUUAUGCCAACCAAAGAAUAUAGUUGAAGUAGUUAUAACAAACGAAUACUUUUGGAACAGUCGAUAUAUUCGAGAGGAAAAUCAACCUCAAAAGAAUGAUAGCGCAGGUUGCGUACUUCUAAAUCUUGAAGUCAACAAAGCCGGUUUCCAUCGUGAACAACAUCAUCACAAUUUAACUUUCAAGAACAAAGGGAAUGAGACCGGGAACGACUCAGAGUUAAUUGCAGUGAUAAGACCUAUCAAAACAGUUUUUGUUGAGGGUUCAAUUGAUUUGGAAGAAGAUGCAAAUGAAAAAGAACACGUAAAGCAUAAAUCAGAAAUUAGUGCAGCAGAUCAACAUGAGAAUUGGGAGAACUUUUUAAAGAUAUCGAUUUUAGUUGAUGACCAUUUAAAAGCUAUUUUGGUGUCCCUUAUAGCAUUACAUUUACGUGAAAAACAUUUGAUAUUUGAACAGUUUCUUAACCGAAAUCAACACAAGAUCUACCAUAUGUGCUAUAAUUUGGGUAGAUGCUGCAGUUGUUUAGAAGACUUUUCACAAAAACAAAACGAUAGAGUUUUAUUCCCAAUUCACAUGGACAUGUUGUUCGAUAAAAAUAACAAGAUGCCUGGUCAUAGACCUAACCAUGGAUCAAAUUUCUGCUGCAGCUUUGCAAAAUCUGGAAUAUCUACUGACGUCCUCGAUGUGAUACUUGCUAGGUGUCUUCUAAUCAAUUUCUGUGCCGAUGUAUUCUGGUACGAUUGUUUGCAGUUUCAAGGUAUCUCUUUCGAGAAUUUCUUAAACAAAAACAAACAUCUACUGUAUCAUCUUUGGCAAAACAACACAAGAUGCUGCCAGUGUUCAAGUCCCGUACAAACUUCACUUAAUUGCCAGAUUGUAAACGAACAACAAUGGACAGAUAUGUUCGCUACGUCUUCCAACUCAACACCAUGUCGACAAAGGUCAACUUUUACUCAUUGCAUUUGUUCUAUCUCUGCCAAACCUGGAAUCAGUCAAGUUGACCUUGCUCAUGUUCUACAGCAUACGCUUCUAGAGUAUUGCUGCUCAACUUUUAAAUCUGUGGAAACACUAGUGAAAAUCAGGAGGAAUGUUUACGGACACAUAGAAAAAGCACAAAUUACAGAUUAUGACUAUAACACAUAUAAGAAUGAUAUUGAAUCCGCAGUGUUGAGUUUAGCAAUUAUUUGUGGCAAGGAACAAGAGGUCAAAAAGGCUUUUAAUGAUUUAAAGCACAGAAGUUUAGAUAACAAUCUUUUGGUUAAGUACAAAGACAUAUUAUCUAACAGAAAAGAUGAUUCAACAGGAGUAAAGGCACUCGUACAUACAAGUCAGAAUGCAAACAAGCAACAAACUACCAAACUAAAGAUAUUUGAAAAAAGUAAAAAGAGAUCUUUCAAUGACAUCGGAGAUUCGAAAAAUGAAGAUGAAACCAGACUUACAAAAUUUCUUAAGCCUAUUGACAUAAGAGAAAGCGAUAUUCGUUAUAAAGGAUCAUCUCAAAACGCACUUGUACAUACAUCAGCAAAAAUACGAAGAUUUGAAAAGAAUACGGAGAACUCACGUCAAGUUGUAUCCCUGGACCUGAAUUCUAUGGAGGUAGCAAUACCGACAAAACAGAAAAGUGUAUCAAGACAAGGUCUGUAA
Mytilus trossulus (common blue mussel) is the source of this 3287-nucleotide messenger RNA. RefSeq lists its product as uncharacterized. The record is from RefSeq and is a predicted model, not a curated record. NCBI's taxonomy places the organism in Eukaryota, Metazoa, Mollusca, Bivalvia, Mytilida, Mytilidae. The transcript has 9 exons. The coding region runs from base 141 to 3287 and encodes 1048 amino acids.